UUCAACUGCUUCAGGUGCUUGCAAACCCUGGCGCAAAACCCUAGAUUUUUCAUUUCUUUAUCCUGCGUUUCGACUUUAGCGGACACAGGAUUUUCAGGCGCUUUCAGUGGACGAUCCUUUAAAUAAUCUGCCAUUAUUUUAUUUCCAUCUCCUCGCAAUUAUUUACACAUGGCCGCACAUGUUUGCACAAACUUCUGCAUCUCGUGACGCUCGAGACCAUAUCUUUCUAGGGUUUCAUUUUCUGCUACUUUAAUGGCGAUGACUCACCUUCAUUUUCUCCUCCUCCUGUCUUUUCGUUACCUAAAGCGAAUACAGGAGCGAUUGGGUAUCGUGCAGUCGAGGGAGAGAUUCCCGAGACCAUGGACGCUGAUACCACGUCUGUCACAGGCAGACUUGGAUAUUAUUGAGAGAUGCAGAUUGACCUCGCUUCUGGAUAUGUCGCGGUUCACUGUGAACCGGGGACUGUUGACAGCAUUGGCAGAGAGGUGGCAUAGCGACACGAACACCUUUCAUUUUGCUGCUGGAGAGAUGACCGUGACACCAGAGGACUGCUAUCGUAUUCUGCGCAUUCCUGUGGUAGGAGCCAUAUUACCGUAUGAGCAGACAGAGGAGGGCAGCACAGAGGCACUGCGCCGUAUACUCCAUGAUGAGAGUGUCUGCGGCUAUGAGAUCCCUUGGCAGGAGUUUUUGGAUUUAGACUAUGCACCGCUGCCAUCUGUAUUGGCAGGAUUCAUUGGAGGAUUCCUUUGUCUUGAUCGCAGGUCAAAGAGAUUUUCAGUAGGAUGGGGGCUGGUCUUGGAGCAGAUGGUGACACAGGGGCGGAGAUUUGCAUGGGGGUCAGCGAUGUUGGCCCAUCUUUUUAGGAGCUUGCAUGAGGUAGUAUACCUCGGUUAUGGGAGUUUAUCAGCAGGUGUUACCCUAUUACAGGUAUGGUGCUGGGAGCACAUCCCAGUAGCGAGGCCAUUGACAGACAGAGAUAGGCCCGUAGGCGCAGCAUACGCCUAUGGAUAUAGAGGCCUAGUUGUCCAGCGUAAGCUGGGCAAACUAGAGCACUGGAGGAGAGUUUUUGAUGACAUAGAUACGGUCAUUUGGAGACCGUAUACAGGUUGUGAGGUGUGGGCAGAGGAUGGGAUAGAGAUGCCGUUCGUUUUUAUGACGAGGUAUCUAAUUGGGAGGACUCCGUUUGUUAUUGAGCGGUUUGUGGUUACUCGAGUUUUGCGGCAGUUCGGGAGGCAGCAGGGGAUUCCACAGGGAGCGUGCUUGUAUGCACGGCGGCAGCAGGAUGUGGCCGCUUGGGGGCCGACUAUUGAUAGUGUCGUGGCUAUAGAGGAGUUUACAGGGUUAGCUGGAUAGGUCUGGGACUAUGCCCCAAAGAUACAGGAUGCCGGGAUGACAGAGGAGUUCGCUCGUUUGUUUACUGCGUGGGCAGUGGCGAGGAUCUCAGAUCCCGAGGAGAUGAGGCCAGCAUUUGAUUCAGAUGGAGAGGAGGGGGGAGAUGAUGGAGAUGACAGAGACGAUGGAGAUGAUGGAGGAGGUAGAGGAGCCAGGGGGAGGCAGGGUGGCAGAGGUGUGCAGCGGGCGGUACGGCAGGGUAGGAUUGAGAGGGGGAGAGGAGGUUUGGCCAUUGGAGCCGGGAGAGAGGGGAGAGUGACAGAG
Cryptomeria japonica (Japanese cedar) is the source of this 1656-nucleotide messenger RNA. RefSeq names its product protein MAINTENANCE OF MERISTEMS-like. Gene Ontology annotation, biological process: meristem maintenance; meristem development. The coding region runs from base 253 to 1353 and encodes 366 amino acids. The transcript is spliced from 2 exons. NCBI's taxonomy places the organism in Eukaryota, Viridiplantae, Streptophyta, Pinopsida, Cupressales, Cupressaceae. The record is from RefSeq and is a predicted model, not a curated record.